AAAUUUAUGAUGCGGCACUCUUUUGCUCUCAGGAGGCAAUAUCGGCCAUACUACAAUCUCCCCUCGAAAUCAGAACAUGGCCGCAAAAUGACUGGGUUCCUCACUCCAUAUCGUCAUUGGAUGUGGAAGCAGAACGAGCUUUGGCGCAAUGUGCACGAAGCACAGUUUGAACAUCUUCGCAAAGUAUACAAACGCCAAUGGUUGGAGUCCUUCCGUGUCAACGCAAAUGAAUAUAUAUAUAAGUACAACAUUACGAAAGCAGCCCAGUUAGCGCAGUGGGAGUUUGAAAUGCAAGCACAGGAAAAGAAACGAGUAGAAAACCAGCAACUCGCACACAGUAGGCAGGCCCUCAAGAAGAAGCACUUGGAUCUGUUGCGCGAGUUCCACGAGCGGCAAUUUUUCUAUUGGUACGAGCGCGCAAGCGAGCGGCUUCAGUACAUGGAGUAUAUUAACUAUGUUCCUCAGGCUAACUUAGCCGAGCAUCUUGAGAGCGAAUUAGACAAGUACGUCGCAGGGUCCAAAAAAUCAUAUCCCCUCAACUUUGCGGGGCAGCUGCCGAUGUUAGAAGAUCGCGCGGGUAACAUUGCUCAAGUCCCGAGAACACUGAUGUCCCAUCACACCACUGAAAACCAGGACUCAGGUGCAACAAUGUACCAGGCUCCACAAGGUACGAAACUUGCCGAGGAGCGCCUAUUGGAAAUAAUGGCAAGUGCGCAUGAGGAAAACUUACAAUUGCAAGCAGAUGAGUCCCAGGCGUUUUCAGCCGCUAUGGAAGACAUAGACCGUGAGGAAGAAGAGAAAGAUUCGGACCGGAAGGUUGCCCCGAGCAUGGAGGAGAGUUCUGAAGAGCGGGAGAUAAACCGACGGGCCUAUAUCGAUCGUGGCAAAAUUGGAUCACGAUCUAUUAUUCGUCGUCCUCGCUUAGAUGAUGAUGCUACUAACCCUAAUAUAUCGAGCCCAACUCCGAUGAAACGGCGAAGCAAAAAUGACAAAUUGCAUUUAGAGCAAGCCAAGCAGGAUGCAAUUGACGCGCAGCUUCAGGCAAGAUUUUUGAAACCGGAUGUUGAUUUAGGCAGUGCUCCUAAACGCGGUGAAGUGGGAGGGCAUCGCGGUCGAUUUCGUGACAAGGUACGUAUUCCUACCCUAGAGGAAUUAUCCAAAGAUUCCGUAUUGCAGAAGACCAGUACCCCGGGGCGAAACGUACGCACUCAAGAAUAUCUGGACAAGCGGUACGGACGCGGGAAAUACAAAUCAUCGAAACCGAAUUCGACCGAAGAACUGUAGAAAAUUUGCCUGCGUCACCUUAAAA
Messenger RNA from Phytomonas sp. EM1, 1309 nucleotides. The record is from the annotation of a GenBank genome assembly. Lineage: Eukaryota; Euglenozoa; Kinetoplastea; Trypanosomatida; Trypanosomatidae.